UCGUUCGCUGGUGGGGUCUGGCGUUCCUUUUGCUCCUUGAUGAUUGCCCGCCGUGGUACACCCGGGUACGUAGACUGUGAUUUUCCGUACGUGGUAGAGGUGGUCGGGUGAGUGGGCGGCACACACUGGAAGGAUCCUCUCGCAGGAACUUCGCUAUUGGCAGAAUAUUCAGGAACACGGAAAGAGCGUUACAGCGAAGGAAUCCCUCCGGAGAAGUCGAUGGUCGCGGGAAAGAGCAGAAGUUAAGGUGGUGAUUAGCGCACGAGUAUGGAAGGAUUGUGGGAUAAGUAGUGGGGAGUUGUCGGCUUCACACACAGGGAAUGGGGGGAGUUAUAGAACUUCUUUCUCUACACUUGGGGGUGGGCUCCUCCCUCCUCCCUUUCCAAGUUGCAAAGCAAAGCGGAGCAAAGUAAGAUGCUCCUCCACGAUCUCGAGUCUGAAGCUUGAAGGCUGAAAGAGAGAUAGAGAGAGAGAGAGAGAGAGAAAGCUCUAAACUACUGCGAAGAGACGAGAGAUGAAGACGAGCAAGCUUCGCAAAGCCAGCUAAAGCUACAGGUGUCUGUGGUCGUGGUUCUGGAAAGGGAAAAAAGGAAAGAGAGAAAAUGGUGUCUGGCUGUGAGGAUUAUACAUCCUCACAUCAUCAUCGCUCCACCACCACCAGCACCACCCCAGGUGCGAGCGUCCAUCACAACUUCUACCUCGAAGACUCUCGAGCCGGCGCCGCAAGCUCUCGAGCUGGCGCUGCCAACUCUCGCUGCAACAAGCAGACGAUCAACGCCGGUGACAAUCCAUGCCGCUUCCAGUCGCCACUUCCGUACAUGCUCGCCGGCCUCGCGGCCAUGGUUUUGCUCGUCGUCAUCUCGCUUAUGAUCCUGGCGUGCUCAUAUCUCCGGGGCUACUUCUCCGAUUCGAAUGGUGGCUCCGGUGGUUCUUCCGGUUCUUCCUCGGCUCCAGGCAGCGAUCCCGAGAAUCCCAAGGCAGCGAGCUUGCAAGCCUUGCACAACGGAUUUGCGGCUUCUCCCGAGAAGAUUGUAGUCAUCCUGGCGGGGCAGGACAAGCCCACGCAUCUGGCUCAGCCGAUCCAGGUGACGAACAAGCUCGAUCUCGAUCGGUCCUCGUCUGCCAGUGAAGGUGACGAGGAUGGCGAUGCACAAAAAGGAGAUCGAGACGAGAAGAACUCAAAGAGGAAGAAGAAGAAGAACGCUUCCUCCUCCUCUUCGUCUCUGGAAGAUGAUUCAUCCAGCAAUGACGUCGAUUCGCAACAGGUAUACGACCGAGUUUAAAGUUUGAUUCCCGGAAAAAUCUGGAUCCAUAAAGAAGAAAAUUCCACAACACAGGGAUAGUUCUCUUCGUCUUGAUCGUAGCUGUGUCACGAUUGUACGGCAUUUUGAGCCUAGUACUGCCGGGUUUUAAUCUUUUGUGGUGGUGUGUAUUUUUUUUUUUCAAUUUCAUUUCCUUCGAUCAUA
Messenger RNA from Selaginella moellendorffii, 1466 nucleotides. RefSeq names its product protein GLUTAMINE DUMPER 3-like. The transcript has 3 exons. Gene Ontology annotation, biological process: regulation of amino acid export. The record is from RefSeq and is a predicted model, not a curated record. Bases 603 to 1283 code for a protein of 226 amino acids. Lineage: Eukaryota; Viridiplantae; Streptophyta; Lycopodiopsida; Selaginellales; Selaginellaceae.